AUGGCAAACCCGCACGUACCGCUGGAUCUGGUGGCGGCGAGACACAACAGGAUGGUGCCCGCCUACUGUCAUCUCCCCCCCUACGCGCCGUACGCAGCCUUUUCCGCCCCAUCCUACAACCCAUUUUGCCACAAGACUCGGCACAAGACCACCAAGGAGCAACUCCAUGUUCUCGAGCAGUACUACGCAAAGGAAAAACGACCCGAUGCAAAGGAGAGGGAUAUGCUGGCCCGAAGAAUUCAGAUGUCACCUCGCGGGGUGCAGAUAUGGUUCCAAAAUCGUCGUGCCAAAGAAAAGGCGGUAUUGAAUAAGAAGAAUGCUGCUGCUACCUCCACGGCGGGUGAUGGAGGGUCUUCCUCGACUUCCAAGACGGAGUCCAAACCGGAGAAUGCGAUGACAGAAGUAUCGAGUGUAAACAGCACGACAGAUUCUUCCGCGGCCCCUGUUAACGAGCAAUACCGCAUGCCGGCCCCAAUGGGCGGUAGCACCGCUCCGAGUAUUGAGGCCGAUAUAACUCAUCACGGCUACGCUGUUUGCGAACCACCAUACCAAGCCGAUGCCCCGUACUUGUGGGAAAGCGAUUUUAAGAAAGUCCGUCAACCAUAUAUGCGUAGCCGCGCCAUGUCGCUUCCUAGCCUGUACUAUGGCAUACCCGUCGAAGGCUUCCCAGCCGGCGUCCAACCUCCGAGCCCCACAUCUGCGGGACUUUUCGUCGGAGACCAAGAUUCUUAUGUUAACACCGGAUCAGCACAGUACGAAGAAUUGCCAGCACAGUCCGAGGAGCAGGGUACACACCCCGGUUUGACCCCUCACCGCUACUUGUGGCAGAGGACACCUACCAUGAUCUCGGACGAGCUCUUAGUUCGGCGAGCCGACACGCGAUCAGAUGCGAUUGUACACCCGCUUACCCAUGCCAAUGACAUGAGCGAGGCGCACCUUGGCGGGCCUAUGGAUGCAUUUCAUCCGGAUCCAUCAUGGUCUUCCCUCCGAAGAGGCUCGUGCCCUCCUGAAUAUCUCGCCUCGUUCCAACAACAAAUGCUUUCGUCACCGAGUCAACACCACAACUUACCGCGAACCAUAUCCGUCGACAAUAUGCAUCCGAUCGAGGAGGGCCAUCCUUGGGAAGAGAUGUCAGCCGUAGACGAUGAACAACCGCUAUGUUCUCCCGUCGAGCUUGGCGAGACCAUCGACCCUUCCGGUCAUCAGACCCUGACAUCCACUCCGAUGCAGUCUCAGCUCGGCUACGAUUUGCCUUACGGCGUGAAGCUUGAUCGUCGCCGAACACACGAUUCCUGGACGGACGGCCACGAUCAACAAACUCCGUUCCUCAGCGUUGCCAUGGGUCGCCGCGGGUCGGUUCCGAUCAAUGCACACCGGCGACCUAUGAUGGACGCCGAUAUGAUGAUGGGUCGCAUCGCACCCUCCGAGGGGAUGCAUUCCGGCGAACAUCCCGAGUUUUACCACGUCCCGGCUGCAGCCGAAUACGUUGACCCUUUGUACAUAUCUGAAGAUGGACUCCCAGGCGUAAUUUCUGGUGCCACUAUGCUCAUGUAA
Molecule: messenger RNA, 1554 nt
Organism: Fimicolochytrium jonesii
Lineage: Eukaryota; Fungi; Chytridiomycota; Chytridiomycetes; Spizellomycetales; Powellomycetaceae
Exons: 2
Coding region: 1-1554 (517 amino acids)
Biological process (GO): regulation of transcription by RNA polymerase II; cell differentiation
Molecular function (GO): RNA polymerase II cis-regulatory region sequence-specific DNA binding; DNA-binding transcription factor activity, RNA polymerase II-specific
Source: RefSeq, a predicted model, not a curated record